CGACACAUGCCGUCGUCAUAUUCGGUCUGCUGCUGUUUUCCUUCUGCCAUGCACCUUUAAAGGCUUUGUAACGUCGGAUCAUGGCUGUAUGUAACUUGGGCUUGAUGAGGCCUUUGCUAUGUCAGUCCCUGGGACAACUGGUUAGGUCUCCUCUCAUGGCCACUGCCAGGGUCAGCACACAGCUCCUGUCCCACCAGCCUACUAGCUUCCCUGUCACCUGCACCAGGUUUUAUGCCACCAAGAAGGCAAAAGCAAAGGCAAAGGGCCAGCAGACUAAGGUGAACAUUAACUCUGCCCUGGUGGAGGACAUUAUCAACCUGGAUGAAGUGAAAGAGGACAUGACAGCUGUUCUCAAUACACUCAAAGAUGACUUCACACGCAACAUUAGCAUCCGAACUUCGCCAGGUGCUCUGGAUCACAUCAUGGUGACCACUAAAGAUGGGAAGUUUCCACUUAACGAGCUUGGCCAGCUCUCCAUGAAGUCUCCUCAGCUCAUAUUGGUCAACAUGACCGGCUCCCCCGAGGCCACCGCGGCCGCCAGCCGGGCCCUUAGAGAGAGCAGCAUGAAACUGAACCCUGAGGUAGACGGGACCAUCAUCAAGGUGCCCAUUCCGAAGGUAACACGGGAGCACCGUGAGAACCUCGCCAAGAUGGCCAAACAGUUCAGCAACAAGGCCAAAGAAUCAGUGAGGAGAGUGCGCUCCAACGCCGUCACACACAUUAAAAAGGCCAAGGAGGGAAACUCAGAAGAUACCAUACGACUAAUAGAAAAGCAGCUUCAGCAAAUGGCCGAUGGCUUUGCGGUGGAUAUAGACAAACAGCUAGCAACCAAGACCAAGGAGCUUUUAGGCUGACUGGACAUGUGAAAAGAAAGACACUUCCCAUUCAUCUGGACACAACGUUUAUUGAGACAGAAACGUUUCAUCACUCAUCUAGCUGACCUCUUCGGUCUCACCUGGCUGCAGGUACCCCACCCUUAGAAACAACACACUGGCACAACGACCGAAACCAACGACCAGUUUCAUAUGCAAAUAGGCGUGACCAUGAAUUUGCAUAUGAAACCGGUCAUUGGUUACGGUCAUUAUAAGGGCGGGGAUACCUGCAGGCAGGUGAGACUGAAGAGGUCACCUAGAUGGGUGAUGAAACGUGUCUGCCUUAAUAAACAUUGUAUCCAGAUGAACUGAUUCAUCUUUCUGAUACUUUCUUUCCUGCAUAAAGACAAAAAGAAAACUCUUUCCAUUUCUGGCACUGUACUAUCUUAAAUGGUUAUAAAUGUACCCAGGGAUAACACACACUAAUAAAUGCACAACAAAUGUGUAUUGUGUCCUUAUCAUGUUGAUAAAAGGAAGCGAUUGCGGAGUUUGUUAUAGUUGUGCUGUGGCGGUAGAUUGUAAGUUCCACUCUCUUAAUGGGAGAUGAUUUACCACACAAAGCGGUGUGUGUAAUAGUAGAUGAUUUUGUUAUCUGUGUUUAACUGUCAGCACACAAACAGGGCUUAGCGUGGAAACAGCGACAGAAUGCCAGUCAGCUCCCUCCCCUCCCCUCCCCUCCCCUCCCCUCCGCCCCUCCUCUCGUCUUCAAACAAACAUCGGAGCGAGGGAUGAAUCGACUUUUAAUGGGAUUUGAGGGCCUCCUCCUAAUCAAACUCCUUGCCACAAGGACCGUCUGUUUACAUAAAACAAGCGCACCCGUCUGGAUGUAGACUGGCUGCGGCUUCGUCUCGGCGGUGAGAAUGAGGAAGAGGGAGAGAGGAA
Messenger RNA from Lampris incognitus (smalleye Pacific opah), 1754 nucleotides. RefSeq names its product mitochondrial ribosome recycling factor (gene mrrf). Gene Ontology annotation, cellular component: mitochondrion. Gene Ontology annotation, molecular function: ribosomal large subunit binding. The transcript has 7 exons. Bases 81 to 854 code for a protein of 257 amino acids. Lineage: Eukaryota; Metazoa; Chordata; Actinopteri; Lampriformes; Lampridae. The record is from RefSeq and is a predicted model, not a curated record. Gene Ontology annotation, biological process: translation.